This is a messenger RNA of Metarhizium robertsii ARSEF 23, 912 nucleotides long. RefSeq lists its product as uncharacterized. The record is from RefSeq and is a predicted model, not a curated record. The coding region runs from base 1 to 912 and encodes 303 amino acids. NCBI's taxonomy places the organism in Eukaryota, Fungi, Ascomycota, Sordariomycetes, Hypocreales, Clavicipitaceae. The transcript has a single exon.
AUGGCGUCGCCCAUCUGGCUGUUUAGCCUCCUGCAAGUAUUUCUGGGACUUGCCGGAAUGACAUGGAAGUUGAGUGAAGGCUAUCCAAUCAUGCAUGUCCAUGCAGCCCUGGACGCUUCCUCAUGGCUCGAGAUGUGCACCGGCACGUCGGCAGCCUCGUUCCAGUCCAACUGGCCCUGGUUUAUGCUUCAUCUGGUCCUCUACGCCGGCCAACUAGCAGGGUUCGUCUUGAUCGUCCUGCACGAGACGGUGCCGCACACGGGGCCGGUCCGCGGCUUCGGGUAUGUACACCGCAGAGCCAUCAGUUUCCUCCCACCAGCGCCGGCAAAUGCUAACCACGAUGCGCGCCGCAGCCUCGUUGCCGCAAUGGCCUGCAUCUCCUGCUGCUUCGGCUUCUCGACAGCCAUGCCCAUCGUGUCCCUCUGGAUCCAUGUCCUGCACCGCCGCCCGGCCCAGAGCGUGGCCGCAGGACAAGCGCGGAAAUUGGCCCUGCGAACCGCCUUCUGGCUCACGGGCGUCACACACGUCGGUGCCUUCCUGGUGGCCUUUGCAGCAACCGCCGUGUCUCGGGACCGGGGGCCGUUCCAUCUCAUGAACAGUCUGCUCGGGGUGCCCGACUGCUCAGUGUCGCAGCUCGCGUGCGCGCCGGCGGCGCAGGGACAGGCCCGAGUGCGGCAGAUGAAUGAAAUGACGGGCACGUCGAGCGGGUUCUUCCUGGCCAUGGGGCUCUUUUGCCAAGCGCUCGCGGCGGCCGGGAGGCGCAUGGGCUGGAGGCUGCUGGCGAGGAUGUUUCUUGUCAGUUUGGUCGUGGGCCCGGCCGCGGGCGCUGCCGACGCGCUGGUGCUGAGGGAUGCGUUGAUCGGGCUCGGAGACGGCACGAGGGACCACAGGGAGACGAGGAAAUCCGAGUAG